CAGUAAGGGAAUGAAGGGACAGGGCAGUGGCAGAAAAAAACAUCAAGGGCUACCAGUUCAGUGGUUGCAUAGCAGAGCGAAAUCGAUGGGAUGAAUGGCCUCAGCUCCACCUCAAAGACUCCCAGGAGUGGGAGGAGGUGGCCGCACAUGGGCCCUCCGAUUGGUUGGACGACCAUUGGUCCGCCAAGGGAGAUCGGAGCUGCCUAUUGGUCUGGACACAUGUUGAUCAGCUGACAGUCCCGCCCCCUUGAUGGGAAGGUCACGUGGCUUGGCCCUGGAACCGAGGCGGCUCCGGUUUGGUUCCACCGGGAGGGAAAGCUUCCGGAUGAUCGGGGUUUUACAUACGAGGCCUCCCUUUAAGAUCUGAUCCAGUAGCGAGUUUCACUGGGAUCUCAAUAUUGUCGGUGUUUGCACAUGGAAGGAGAAAGCAGUGACCGACCGGUGGACAAACCACACACUUGUACCGUGUGUGGUCUCAGCAUCAUCCUUUCACCUGACCUGGAGAGACACGUGCACUGUCACAGCGAGGAGGACCCAGGGGAAGGUGGGGACGGCGAGACAGGAUUCAGCACACUGUCCGUGUUGGAAGAUGGUCAGCGUCCUGCCGCUGAGGAGAGUGGGUUUACCUACUGUGCAUGUGGGAAGGGUUUGUCCUAUCCCUCCCACCGACAGGCACACAAGUGGGUUCACUGCGACAAGACACCGUGGAAAUGUUCUGACCGUGCCAAGGGCUCCAAGAGCCCGCAGGAGGCAAAGCGAGACCAAUGCCGACAGACUGGGCAGAGGCCUUUCUCCUGCUCGGUGUGUGGGAAGGGAUUCACUCAGCUAUCUGACCUGCAGAGGCACUGGAAGAGCCACUCCGUUCAGCCGCUCCUCGAGUGCUCCUCUUGCGGGAAAGAGUUCACUCGAUCGUCUUCCCUCCUGAGGCACCAGCAGUUUCACAGCAACGCACGAGCGUUUCAGAGUUCUGAUAAACGCAACCCGAAGCAGAGGAGACAUCAGCUGCAGGGAGUUGGCGAGAGGCCGUUCGCCUGCCCCGCGUGUGGCAGGAAGUUUGCCCGCACCUCCAACCUGCUGACCCACCAGCGGGUCCACACGGGGGAGAGGCCGUUCGCCUGCCCGGACUGCGGGAAGGAGUUUGCCCAGGCUUCCAACCUGGAAACACACCAGCGGGUCCACACCGGGGAGAAGCCGUUUACCUGCUCUGUGUGCGGAAAAGGGUUCGCUCGGUCGUCCGCCCUCCUGACCCACCAGCGGGUCCACACCGGGGAGAGGCCGUUCACCUGCUCGGUGUGUGGGAAAGGCUUCACCCAAUCCUCCAACCUGCUGACCCACCAGCGCAUCCACACUGGCGAGAGGCCGUUCACCUGCUCUGUGUGCGGGAAGGGAUUCAUUCGGUCCUCCAAACUACUGACCCACCAGCAGGUCCACACCGACGAGAGACCGUUCCCCUGUUCGACCUGCGGGAAGUGUUUUAAAAGCACCAACAGCCUGGUGAUACACCAGCGCUAUCACACUGCAGUGCGACCGUUCGCCUGCUCCGAGUGCGGGAAGGGUUUUACGGACUCGUCCCACCUGCUGAGACACCAACGGGUCCACACAGACGAGAGACCGUUCACUUGCUCCGUGUGCGGGAAGGGCUUCAUUCGGUCCUCCCACUUGCUGAGGCACCAGCGGGUUCACCCUGCUUCCUAGCAUGUGACCCUGAAUGGUAGCUGGCCUGAAGUAAAAAGUACUGGGUGAAUUUCCCGUGUUGUUCCUUUGGGUUGCAGCCUGUUCAGCUGAUGGUUCCCUUCAUUGAAUCUCUCACGGUGUCACAUGAACGCGACAGCACAGGUCAUUUGGCUCAAUUGGUCUGAGGACACAGUUCUUCACCACUUGAGCCUCGUUCCAUUCUCUCCAUCAAGCACCCAUCACCCUAUCCUGCUGCUCCUUUCUCCAUCUCGCUGGUUUUUCCAGCUACCCCCCCUUCAGUAUGUUCAGUACAGCACAGUACAGACCCUUCUGCCCUCCAUGUUGUGCCAGCCUUCUAUCCUGCUCUAAGAUUAGACUGACCUACAUACCCUCCUUUGUACUAAGGGAUGAAGGGCUCCUGUCUGAAACGUCAAUGUUCCUGCUCCUCGGAUGCUUUUCCAGCACCCCUCUAAUCUCGACUCUAAUCUCCAGCAUCUGCAGUCCUCACUUUUGCCUAACUUCCAUGUGCCGAGCCAAGAGUCACUUAACUGUCCCUAAUGUAUCUGACUCGACUACCACUGCUGGCACCCACCACUGUCUGAGUAAAGAGCCUACCUCUGACAU
Molecule: messenger RNA, 2298 nt
Organism: Chiloscyllium plagiosum (whitespotted bambooshark)
Lineage: Eukaryota; Metazoa; Chordata; Chondrichthyes; Orectolobiformes; Hemiscylliidae
Biological process (GO): negative regulation of transcription by RNA polymerase II; regulation of immune system process; regulation of cytokine production
Cellular component (GO): nucleoplasm
Molecular function (GO): DNA-binding transcription repressor activity, RNA polymerase II-specific; RNA polymerase II cis-regulatory region sequence-specific DNA binding
Source: RefSeq, a predicted model, not a curated record